Molecule: messenger RNA, 2260 nt
Organism: Aspergillus campestris IBT 28561
Lineage: Eukaryota; Fungi; Ascomycota; Eurotiomycetes; Eurotiales; Aspergillaceae
Product: putative Rho GTPase activator (Bem2)
Exons: 5
Coding region: 191-2158 (655 amino acids)
Biological process (GO): regulation of GTPase activity; signal transduction
Cellular component (GO): cytoplasm
Source: RefSeq, a predicted model, not a curated record
GAGGGACAAGGAGUAGGAUAUUUCGUGUCGAAGUCCGGUGAACAAUCAGUGCGGAUUCUGGAACCCAAACUCUGUUGGUUCGUUAGAAACGUGAAAAUCCAGCAAGCUAUCGACGGCAUCACCUUUGCCUGGGAUCAUCUCUGAAAUAUUCCCGCGUGGUCCGUCCUUUGACCCACGAUAGACGCCUAAAAUGCCAUCGAGACAGUCCACUGUUCCCAAUUUAGAUCUUAGCUCUGCCACGCUCCAGACGAACGUGAAGAUCGCUUCUCCACUAACGCCCGGUGCCCAAAGCUCCGAUGGGCCGAGUCCCCUGACGCCCCGUUCCCCUAAAUCCUCCUCUAGCUCGCCAUUUUUCAAGGGGGCCACCAUCCGUCCCGUCACCCAGGACUCCAACAACAGCAAGUCCAAUAGCCCAACCUUCCCGACCUCUCCUGGCCUCGCGCCCCAGCCAUCUACCCCGGGCCUCACUGCUAUCCCCCCGUACCCUCCCUCCCCCCGAGAGACCCCCAAACAUACCCGUGACACCUCCCGCUCCUUUUUCGCCAACCUCAAGGCACCCAAGUCGUCGCACAAGUCCCAGAGAUCAGACGGGUCGGGGAACUCUGAGAAACCCAAGAGCAGUGGGGGUUCAUCAGAUCGCAAGGGCCAGAUUUCCGCCAAGUCGUACGAAUCCACGCCGGACCUCCUCGGUGCUCUGGAACGGUCCCGGAAAGAGAACCACGGCGACAGCGCGAGAGACAAGCAGCCUUACCCGUCGGAGAUUAGAAAAGUCGGCACAGAGUCCGAAGCUGGUGGCCUGUCGAAGAAGAAUAAACCCCGUUUUGCGAACCUCCUGUCCCGUUCUCGCUCCAUUCGGGUAGACGACUCCUCGUCCAACAGGAUCCCCGCACGACGUCCAUCGACCAGCCUGAUGAAGCUCGAAGAGCACUCCAAGCAGGAGGGCUCGGAGCCCCUGAGGCUCACCGCGUCCCGUGGAGAUCGCGGCACCACCCCAGUACAGGCGAGCCCUGCCGCUCGCGGUUAUCCCGUCGAUCGUCCAGUGGACCUCAAUGGCAAUGCACGGAGGGAAAAGCCACCAGGAGGCUCGAUGGCCCCCUCCGGGUCGCUCAGUCAGGUUUCAGGGGCUUCGGCGGCAUUGUUCAACAAUCUCAAGCAGUCGUCCAACGGCGCUGCCAACAAGCUUGGCAAGGCCAGCAAAGGGUUUUUGGGCAAGAUUACCCGGAGUGGAAGCACGAAUGAGCGGGACCUCAUCAACGACGACGCCUAUACCUGCACCGUGAUCAACCUGCCGCUCAUCGAACAAGCGCGGAAAACGCGGAUCGCCAAACGACUGGAAGAUUGUCGUGAUAAGACGGAGUUUUGGAUGCCGGCGUUGCCGUAUCGCUGCGUAGAUUAUCUCAAUUUCAAGGGUUGUGAAGAAGAAGGCCUCUACCGUGUUCCGGGCAGCGGGAAGGAGGUCAAACACUGGCAACGGCGUUUCGAUACAGAGCUUGAUAUCAGCCUCUUUGACGUGCCCGAUCUCUAUGACAUCAACACCAUUGGCUCGAUGUUCAAGGCAUGGCUCCGUGAGUUGCCUGACGAACUGUUUCCGAAAGACACACAAGCCAUGAUCGCGGAGAAGUGCGAGGGCGCCACCACUGCCCCGCAGCUGUUGAAAGACGAGCUCUCCAGAUUACCCCCCUAUAACUACUACCUCCUCUUCGCCAUUACCUGCCAUCUCAACCUCCUCCACUCGUACGUCGACCAGAACAAGAUGGACUACCGCAAUCUGUGCAUCUGUUUCCAGCCUUGCAUGAAGAUCGACGCCUUUUGCUUCUACUUCCUUGUCUGUGACUGGAAGAAUUGCUGGCAGGGGUGUUGGACCGAAAAGGAGUUCCUGGAAGUCGAGAACAUGAUGGACGAGAGAGAAAGAGCCGCCAGGGAGGACGCCCAAUUCGACUACUCGCACGCGGACGACAGAGCUAUCUCGUCCGGCAGUAGUCAGAACGCUACCGAAGAGGAGGAGCCGAUCCGCCCUGUCACUGCUCGGCCAGCAACCGCUCGUCCCGCAACAGCGAAGACCCGCAGACCGAAACCGGAAAAAAUCGAGACGUCGCAUUCCCGGAGUGUAUCCCAGCUCCCUGAACUGGGGCCUCCACUGUCACCUAUCAGGAUGUGAAACCUCCACGACAGCGGUGUCCAUAUUUCUGCCGCGCAACACCCAGUUUGUCUCAACCGCCCCGAAACCAAGGUACCUCUCAGGGGUCUUUUUCGGUUAGGC